Molecule: messenger RNA, 1877 nt
Organism: Telopea speciosissima
Lineage: Eukaryota; Viridiplantae; Streptophyta; Magnoliopsida; Proteales; Proteaceae
Exons: 8
Coding region: 275-1699 (474 amino acids)
Molecular function (GO): protein binding
Source: RefSeq, a predicted model, not a curated record
GUUUUUCGUUGUACGUAAUCCCUUCUGUCAAAGCCCUAGGCCCUUUUAUUUUUCAAAUUUACUCCCUUUUAGAGGGUUCUAGGGUUUAUGUCGCAGUAUUGGUUUUUGAUCUUGUUUUCGUCCUUCAGAUGUACAAGGGUUUAGGUCUGUUCUUACUACUUAGAGCUCGAGUUGCUGUAUAUUGAGAGGCAGGUCGAUGAUGGCAUCGUUUACUUAUUUUCCUUGUUGAAAUGCAAUUUCCCUAUCACGCGGCUGAUUUCUUGGGGUUUUCGAGAUGGACGGAAGGCGGAUUUCCGUCAGCCCUCGCCCUUGCUGUGGUCGCCGGAUUUUGGCUAAGAAACGCCCGCUAGUUGAUGGAUUUGUCAACAGUGUGAAGAAGUUGCAGAGACGAGAGAUAUGCUCAAAGAGAGACCGUGCUUUUAGUAUGAGCAAUGCCCAAGAACGUUUUAGGAAUAUACGUUUGCAGGAGGAAUAUGAUACUCAUGAUCCCAAGGGACAUUGUUCCUUGAUACUACCUUUUCUGAAGAAGAGAUCAAAAAUUAUUGAAAUAGUGGCAGCCCGUGAUAUCGUUUUUGCUCUUGCACAAUCUGGUGUUUGUGCAGCUUUUAGCAGAGAGACAAACCAGAGGAUAUGCUUUCUAAAUGUGAGCCCUGAUGAAGUCAUCCGAAGUUUGUUUUACAAUAAGAACAAUGAUUCACUUAUUACAGUUUCAGUUUACGCAUCAGACAACUUCAGUUCUUUAAAAUGCAGAACUACAAGGAUUGAAUACAUCCGGAGAGGUAAACCUGAUGCGGGUUUUGCUCUUUUUGAGUCCGAGUCGCUGAAGUGGCCGGGGUUUGUAGAGUUUGAUGAUGUAAAUGGAAAAGUUCUCACUUACUCUGCACAGGAUAGUGUGUACAAGGUAUUCGAUUUGAAAAACUACACAAUGCUGUAUUCUAUAACGGAUAAGAAUGUUCAAGAAAUCAAGAUCAGUCCUGGUAUAAUGUUGUUGAUAUUUACAAGAGCUAGUAGCCAUGUUCCACUCAAGAUUUUAUCGAUAGAGGAUGGCACUGUUCUUAAGGCUUUCAAUCAUCUGCUACAUCGAAAUAAGAAGGUGGACUUCAUAGAGCAAUUCAAUGAAAAACUUCUUGUGAAGCAAGAGAAUGAGAAUCUUCAGAUUCUUGAUGUUCGUAACACCGAGCUAACAGAAGUAAGCAGAACUGAGUUCAUGACUCCUUCAGCCUUUAUCUUUUUGUAUGAGAAUCAAUUGUUCUUGACAUUUAGAAAUCGGACUGUGGCUGUUUGGAACUUCCGAGGAGAGCUUGUAACUUCAUUUGAAGAUCACCUCCUAUGGCACCCUGAUUGUAACACAAACAACAUUUAUAUCACAAGUGAUCAAGAUCUUAUUAUUUCUUACUGCAAGGCUGAGUCAGAUGAUCCAUCAGUGGAAGGAAAUGCUGGUUCGAUCAACAUCAGCAAUAUCUUGACUGGGAAGUGCCUUGCUAAAAUACGUGCUACUAGCAGCAGCAACAGCAGUAGCAGCAGCAAUCAAGCUGAUUGCAACAUCAGUGGCAACUUGAAGAAGCGGUUAUAUGUCUCCAGGACUAGGAAUCCUGUCGCAGAUGCUUUAGAAGAUAUAACUGCACUCUUUUACGAUGAGGACCGCAAUGAGAUCUACACCGGUAACAGGCAUGGUUAUGUUCAUGUAUGGUCUAACUGAAGACGAGAUGUUGCAUCUAUAUUCCUUUCUGGAUCCAAUGACAGUUACCCCAAAGGUCAUCAUUGGGCUAGCCACCAUUCUCGGGAGAAUUUUGUGUCAAUGUAUCAGUAAGUGUUGUAGUUGAUCUGUUUGUUUGAAUUCAUUUAGUUCAUGUAGUUAUCUUAACCCCCUGUUUUGU